AUGACCACUCUCUUCUGCUGUGAUUCCCCCGGGUCCUUUCGUCCUCAGCAACUCACCCACCAGCAAAAAUUCACCAGCUUCAAAGCCUGGGCCGACUAUCCUCGCUCCUCCUCCGUCACAACUCCUGAUGACUCAGGAGCUGGCUCAAACCCUAUCACUCCUACCACCCCAUACGCCAUUCAAUUUGUUCGACAAGUCAACUACGGUCCUCUUGAAUCCAAACGCUACUUCAUUCCCGAUGAAACUUCCUCAGGAGACUUUAUCGAGAUUACCGAACAACAUCUGAUCCAAGCCAAUUAUCAGAAAUUGAAUUCAUAUAAGAACUUCAAAUGCACCUCUCAUAAUAAAUUUUUCGAGAUGAACCUGUAUCAGAAGGAUCCGGUGAAUGUUCAUCACUGGCGGGCAAACAUUGCGAGACCGGCGGGAGAUAUCGAUCUUUGAUGCGAAAGUUGGAGGAGAGAAGCGAGGAAAUUGAUCUGUGGUCUUGAGUUUCUUGGUUCUUGUUGUUUCACUGUGCUGUGCUACUGGGUUGGAUUACAAUUUUCAUUCAUUAUGUCUUUCAUACUGCUUGGCUCGAAGGAGACUUGGGAAUUAGCUGGUUGCUGUUGUGGAAGGGGUGGAUGGCAGUUGUUUUGGUGUGUGAGUGUGAGAUGAGGAGGGAGAAGUUUACCGUAUCAACGCAAAUUCAUCGGAUGAAACAUCGUGCUCCCCUCUCAUAGCAAAUCAAAUCCUCAUACUCGCAUACAAAGUUACCUGCUGUAUGAAAACAAUUCUUCCCCACGGAAAGCUAUCGAUCUGUAAUUACAAUUACAAUCACAA
This is a messenger RNA of Botrytis byssoidea, 819 nucleotides long. RefSeq lists its product as uncharacterized. The record is from RefSeq and is a predicted model, not a curated record. Bases 1 to 441 code for a protein of 146 amino acids. The transcript has 2 exons. Lineage: Eukaryota; Fungi; Ascomycota; Leotiomycetes; Helotiales; Sclerotiniaceae.